Messenger RNA from Prorocentrum cordatum, 909 nucleotides. The record is from the annotation of a GenBank genome assembly. Lineage: Eukaryota; Dinophyceae; Prorocentrales; Prorocentraceae.
GUCAGGCAGGAGUACCUGUCGUAUGUGACUACCUUUUGGAUCAGUGGUUUGCACAUGGCGUAUUCUGGUUUGAACUUCAUUCGCACUCUCCGCAGGGCUCGUAUACGACGGCGCCUUGUUGCAUUUGCGGAGAAGUGGGCGCACGUAGUAUCGGGGCUUCAGCGUCCCCGUGUGGUGGGCGUCUCGGUCGCGAGCGCUGACAUCAUGGCCAUCGGGGACAGUGUCCCGGACUAUGUGGCCGUGGCUGUUCAGAAGAACCAGGUGAAGAUGGCAGGUAAGUAUAACAGCAUGGACUGUAUGCGGUGUUUUAUGCACAUGCUUGAGUUUUGCAUGGGCUGCGCGCCCACGGAGUAUACCGAGGAGCUGCAUCGGUGGUUUCUGAAGCGGCAGUGUCGGAAGUAUGGGCGCAAUGCUGCGGCGGAGCUCGCGUAUUUUGGCGUGGUGUCCUGCGACAGUAUGACCACAGCAUUGGGUCGUAUGAGGAAGGCUCUAAACACCACGUCUCAAGUGAGUGCCGCGACCAUGUAUGUAUUGUUCUGCGAGACGCGGCAGGUUGAAUUGGAUGGCAUUCCAGAGUUCCGUGUGCUCGCGAGUUGUCUGAGCGUUGUGACUCAGAAGGUCCAGCACAAUCAGCAGUAUCGCGGCUUGGUCAAGGCCGCGAAGGGUCUGGGUAUCAAGUACGCGAAGUCGUAUACUAAGAAGAAGCUCGCGGUGCUGGUGCAGCGCGGUAUGCAGAAGCCUGCAGGCACGGGGGCGCGGAAGAGGAGUUACGAGGAGCUGGUAUCCGCAGCGAAGGACCAGAAGAAGCGGGAGUGGCUGAAGGUAUUCGAGACGUUGCCGUCGCAGUUGCUCAACGUAUACGGGCCUUCCAAGUUCGCGAAGUUAUCGGACAAGCAGGUAUGGAACUAG